Folsomia candida is the source of this 1671-nucleotide messenger RNA. RefSeq lists its product as uncharacterized. The transcript is spliced from 2 exons. Bases 93 to 575 code for a protein of 160 amino acids. Lineage: Eukaryota; Metazoa; Arthropoda; Collembola; Entomobryomorpha; Isotomidae. The record is from RefSeq and is a predicted model, not a curated record.
UACCAACGCAUUUCAUUUCACUCUCCAUUUGUAGCUCUGUGCGACAUGAGUAUUAAUCAAAUUUAUUUCUCAGGCCGUAAUUAAGACCAAAAAUGGACAGAAAGUCAGCCCCUGGACAAACUUAUGGAUAUCGUAAGCUAAGCAAUAGCAGCAGACUUUAUCCACUUCCACCUUCCGCAGUUUUCCGGUGUCGUCCAACCACGCCCUGGAUCAUUCCCGAGGAUUUUAAAGAGUUACAAAUUGGAUCAUUUUCCCAAGAAUUUCACGAAGGAGGUGCCAUCCCCCCGCAACAGGCCGCAAUUAUUGCAAGCAUAAGCAGUGGAAAUAGCGGCAGCAGCAGUGACGAUAAUAAUUCUCUUGACCUCAAUGUUCUCUACAUGGGAGACAACAUUCCUGAAGAAGGAAAUCGUGGUCAAAUCGGGACAACAAUUAUUAUUGACGACGACACAGCCAGGGAGACUUUCAAGAGUGAAAAGUCGGCAGAAUAUGGAAGGUUGUCCGUGAGUAAAUCGGGGAGAAAAAUGAGGAUCUCGAAACCAAGAGUACUUCCGAUGUCGGAUAACUUUCUGUACUAAUUAGAAAAUCAUGUGCAAUUAAUUAUUAAGUCUUUUUCUUAGUGAGGCAAAUACCUAACAACGAAAAAAAUUUGCUAAGUAUGCAUUUACCCCACCCAAAAAAAGUGACAUAAGUCGAUUUCUCAGCCAUUUCUCAACCGAUUUUGAUGAAAUUUUGCACAGAUCAUUGUCAGGUAAUUUAGAAAAGAUGUGCUAGUCGACUUGGCGAAUUUUUGAUUUUUACCCAAGUUAUGUGCCAAAAUGUGCAAAAAUUUUCCUCUGAAAACAUAUUUAUUUUUAUGACUCAUAAGUGGUGUAUCCCAGCAUGCUCGCUUAUUGAAAAUAUUUUAGUCAAAGUCAUUCCGGACAUUUUAAGCCCAAAAUGACCUAAAUCGGUUGAGAAAUAACGGCGUUAUUCAAGUUUGAAAAUCAAAAAUUUAAUAAAAAUAUUCAAGGUGCCGAUAAUAACGGCGGUUGUGCAGUAAAAAUAAUGUCUUUGACAACCAAAUUACAAGUUUUAAAUAAACAAGGCCCCAAAAAAUGGGAAAUCUUAGUGAGUCAGCACAAUCACAGUUAAUAAAUAAAAUUAGAUUGAAUAACUUUUGCAUCACCGCUCUCGGGAUAAUUUUUACUGGGUCCACUGUAAAUUUAGUUUUGCAUACGCAUGAACUCUUGCAUUCAUUAAAUUAAUUGAGAUUACAAGAUGACGUUUUUACUAUUGAACGAGAAGUUGAAUAAAUUAAUCGAUAUGAAAUAUAAUUGUGAACUGCGAAUUUUAAAUUUAGAAAGAGUUGAAAAUCUACAAUUUCGAUAUAUAAAUUUAGAUAUCCUAUUAAUUCCUAUUCAGAUGAAAUCUCCAGACCCUUUGAGGGGGGGGCAAUUAUUCUAAAUGAUUAAUUAAUGCUUCCAGGAAAAAUUAUACCGAGAGCGGUGAUGAAAAAAUUAUUCAAUCUAAUUUUAUUUAUUAACUGUGAUUGUGCUGACUCACUAAGAUUUCCCAUUUUUUGGGGCCUUGUUUAUAUAUUUUACUUUUAAAUAUAUAUGUAGAAAUAUAGUAAAUAAAUAAACUUUGCAAUAUUCUCUCUUGAAAUGAUCAAUAAAUUAUAAUUUUUCUCAA